GUCACCCGCGCGAACCUGGCCUUCGAGUGGAGUGCAAGACCUUGCCGGGGUCCUGAGCCACAGGGCCUAUUGUCAUGUUUCUUUCGGGUGGGUGGGUUGGAGAAAAAGCCAUUUACGCGGGGUAGUUCAAAACGGCUUACACGGGAAUGUGGGGCCUGAGGUUACCUUUGUGGACUCACAGUAGGCGCUGUCCAGCCAUUUCCAAUCGACCUGAAUGUCUUCUCCUGGGUUCCCUCUGGAGAUUCGCAAGCUCAGGACUGUUUGUGUAACACCUGCCUAGGUUCACGGAGGGCCCUAGUUUCCGGGAUGGGGCGGUUGUGUGUUUGUGUAAACAUGCGCUCUUGCAAGUGUCAGUGCCUAGAGAGGGUCUGGGUACAAACGAGUUCAUGCUGCGCAUACCUAAUCCUUGUGCCUGAAUGCGUGGGUAUGUUAGGGGGGGCUCCAAGUGGACAGUUCUCUACAGGAAUGUCUAAAAACAGCCCCUCGAGAUCUUGUCUACCUUCGUCUUUCAGGAUUUUCAUAACCUCCCUCCCACCAGUCCCCUCCUUGCAAGCUGGACUUUUCCAUAUUGGGGCUACAUAGAUAGAAAUGUGUACUUGAGAACACUCAGCUCAAAACCCCAGGGUUUAUGGGGCUUGCAGGCGCGGGACCUGGGUUCGUAGGUGGACGCAUCUGGGAAGGUGAACCUGCGGAUAUAGGUCCUCAUCCCCAGCCCAGCUCAGCAUCUGCGAGCCUCCAGCCCAGGUGCGCAGGAGUAAAAGUCGCCGCGGUGCCGCGUAAAGCCCUGGGCGUCCGAAAGGUGGCGCCAUAGCCGCAGCAGCGUGCUGCCCCGGGCCACUCCAGAUAAGAGUGUGAGGAAAGCGCGGCAGGGCUGAGACGCGACCAGGACGCGGGGAGAACGGACCAGCAGGACAGACCGACCGGGGGCCCGGCGGGCGGAGGGCAGCGCAGCGCAGCCACGUCCCCCCUGGAUCCGCCGGCAGCCGGGCCCGGGGCUUCCGACAUGCCCCCCAGGAGAGUGUGCUGGGCAGACGAUGCUGGACACGAUGGAGGCGCCCGGCCACUCGAGGCAGCUGCUGCUGCAGCUCAACAACCAGCGUACCAAGGGCUUCUUAUGCGACGUGAUCAUCGUAGUGCAGAACGCCCUCUUCCGCGCGCACAAGAACGUGCUGGCGGCCAGCAGCGCCUACCUCAAGUCCCUGGUGGUGCAUGACAACCUGCUCAACCUGGACCAUGACAUGGUGAGCCCGGCCGUGUUCCGCCUGGUGCUGGACUUUAUCUACACCGGCCGUCUGGCUGACGGCGCAGAGGCAGCAGCGGCGGCAGCCGUGGCCCCGGGGGCCGAGCCAAGCCUGGGCGCCGUGCUGGCCGCUGCCAGUUACCUGCAGAUCCCUGACCUCGUGGCGCUGUGCAAGAAGCGUCUCAAGCGCCAUGGCAAGUACUGCCACCUGCGGGGCGGCGGUGGCGGCGGUGGCGGCUAUGCCCCCUACGGGCGGCCGGGCAGGGGCCUAAGGGCCGCCACGCCCGUUAUCCAGGCCUGUUACUCCUCCCCAGCGGGGCCUCCGCCACCGCCUGCGGCGGAACCGCCAUCGGGCCCAGAGGCCGCAGUCAACACGCACUGUGCGGAGCUGUACGCCUCAGGCCCUGGCCCAGCCGCCGCACUCUGUGCCCCAGAGCGCCGCUGCUCCCCUCUCUGUGGCCUGGACCUGUCCAAGAAGAGCCCCCCCGGCUCUGCGGCUCCCGAGCGGCCCCUGGGUGAGCGCGAGCUGCCCCCGCGCCCAGACAGCCCUCCCAGCACUGGCCCCACCGCCUACAAAGAGCCACCACUCGCCCUGCCGCCGCUGCCUCCACUACCCUUCCAGAAGCUGGAGGAGGCCGCACCGCCUCCGGACCCGUUCCGUGGCGGCGGUGGCAGCCCGGGACCCGAGCCCCCCGGCCGCCCCGACGGGCCCAGCCUCCUCUACCGCUGGAUGAAGCACGAGCCGGGUCUGGGUAGCUAUGGUGACGAGCUGGUCCGGGAGCGCGGCUCCCCCAGCGAGCGCCUGGAGGAGCGUGGUGGGGACCCGGCCACCUCGCCUGGGGUUCCUACGCUUGGCCUAGCACCACCUCCACGCUAUCAAGGAAGCCUGGACGUGCCUGUCACGGGCGGCGACGGCGACGACUACAAGAGCAGCAGCGAGGAGACUGGCAGCAGUGAGGAUCCCAGCCCGCCUGGCGGCCACCUCGAGGGUUACCCAUGCCCGCACCUGGCAUAUGGCGAGCCUGAGAGCUUCGGUGACAACCUGUACGUGUGCAUUCCUUGCGGCAAAGGCUUCCCCAGCUCAGAGCAGCUGAAUGCGCACGUGGAGGCUCACGUGGAAGAGGAGGAAGCGCUGUAUGGCAGGGCUGAGGCGGCUGAAGUGGCUGCGGGCGCCGCCGGCCUAGGGCCCCCUUUUGGCGGUGGUGGGGACAAGGUCGCUGGGGCUCCGGGUGGCCUGGGAGAGCUGCUGAGGCCAUACCGAUGCGCGUCGUGCGACAAGAGCUAUAAGGACCCGGCCACGCUGCGACAGCACGAGAAGACUCACUGGCUGACCCGGCCCUAUCCGUGCACCAUCUGCGGGAAGAAGUUCACGCAGCGUGGGACCAUGACACGCCACAUGCGCAGCCACCUGGGCCUCAAGCCCUUCGCCUGCGACGCGUGCGGCAUGCGCUUCACGCGCCAGUACCGCCUUACGGAGCACAUGCGCAUCCACUCUGGCGAGAAGCCCUACGAGUGCCAGGUGUGUGGUGGCAAGUUCGCACAGCAACGCAACCUCAUCAGCCACAUGAAGAUGCACGCCGUCGGUGGCGCGGCCGGAGCGGCCGGGGCGCUGGCAGGCCUAGGAGGGCUACCUGGCGUUCCUGGCCCCGAUGGUAAGGGAAAGCUCGACUUCCCCGAGGGCGUCUUUGCUGUGGCCCGCCUCACAGCUGAGCAACUGAGCCUGAAGCAGCAGGACAAGGCGGCUGCUGCCGAGCUGCUGGCGCAGACCACGCACUUCCUGCACGACCCCAAGGUGGCGCUCGAGAGCCUCUACCCGCUGGCCAAGUUCACCGCGGAGCUGGGCCUCAGCCCCGACAAGGCCGCCGAGGUGCUGAGCCAGGGCGCUCACCUGGCCACCGGACCCGACGGCAGGACCAUCGACCGUUUCUCUCCCACCUAGAGCGCCCCUUGUCAGCCUGCCCUGUCGCUGCUGUGGGCCUGGCCCGCACCCCUAGGCAGAGGCAGCGGCAGAGAGCAGGCACACCGCGCCCGCCCGGGGUACAACUGUAGUAGCAGCCGCAGCGACUCCUCAGUGGCUGCCCCACCUCUCUGCGGCCUCACCUGGCCUCACUGCUUUGUGCCUUAGCCCGGGGGUAGGGGGAAACCCCGGGACGGGGGUGGGAUGGGGGAAGGGAGAUUUAUAUUUUUGAUAUCAGCAUUGACCAAAGGAGACCCCCGGCCUCUCCCGCCUCUUUCUGUGGUUCAUUGGCCCCCUCCCCCAGCUCCGUGCUGCUCUUAGGGGGAGGGGUGUCACUGUUGGGGCACUCUGAGCCCUACCUCCGGCCCUUGCGACCACACCCAUUCUCACUGUGAAUCCCCCUGCUGGGGUCGGAGCGUCGGGCCGAGCUAGGGAGUGGGGAGGGGACUGAGCCGGCCGGAGGGCCCCGCCCCCACUCCCGCCCGCCCCGGGACUGAUAAUGUGAAGUUCCUCAUUUUGCACAAGUGGCACUAGCCCCAGGGCCAACUCUUCCCUCCUCGACCACCAAGGGCGGGAGUUCUGGAGUCAGAGGGCUAAGACAGCCCUGGCCUACCAGGCCUCCCACUCCCGAGGUGUCCCCCUCCCUUCCCUGGGGCCCCGGACCAUAUUUAUUGCAUGCGCCCCGGGCAGCCCCCCAUCCCGAGCCCAGACUGGGCUGGGCUGGACCGCCGUCUCUUUAGCUCCCUCCUCUUCGUUUGUAUAUUUCCUACCUUGUACACAGGCUCUUCCAGAGCCGCUUCCAUUUUCUAUACUCAACCAAACAGCAAUAAAUCAGUAACCAAGGA
Molecule: messenger RNA, 4042 nt
Organism: Nycticebus coucang (slow loris)
Lineage: Eukaryota; Metazoa; Chordata; Mammalia; Primates; Lorisidae
Gene: HIC1
Product: HIC ZBTB transcriptional repressor 1
Exons: 2
Coding region: 1035-3179 (714 amino acids)
Biological process (GO): regulation of transcription by RNA polymerase II
Cellular component (GO): nucleus
Molecular function (GO): RNA polymerase II cis-regulatory region sequence-specific DNA binding; protein binding; DNA-binding transcription factor activity, RNA polymerase II-specific
Source: RefSeq, a predicted model, not a curated record